Penicillium brasilianum is the source of this 969-nucleotide messenger RNA. Lineage: Eukaryota; Fungi; Ascomycota; Eurotiomycetes; Eurotiales; Aspergillaceae. The record is from the annotation of a GenBank genome assembly.
AUGUUCAUCAAGGAUGCAAUUCUUCCCCACGUGCCGCAUAUUUUCGUGCUCAGCAUUUUGACGUUUUUGACAUACCGAAUAUGGCAAAAAUAUGUCACCCAAAGGGGAACGCUUCCACUACCACCCAGUCCUCCCGGCAUCCCCAUCUUAGGAAAUUUGAUUGAGUUUGUGAAAGACGCCAAGCAAGCAUCGCAGCAUAUUUUGCUUCAGAAAUGGGCCGAGAAGCAUGGGGAUAUCGUCGGAGUCAAAAUCGGACCCAUGACUGAAUACUAUGUUAACUCGGACCGUGCAGUCAAGGAAAUCUUUGAUCGUGCAUCUGCUGUUACUGCCGAGCGGCCUCGCUGGAUAGUCAGUAACGAGCAGAUCUGCAAUAAAAUGAAUGUACUUCUUCUGAACUCUAGUGACGCUAGAUGGAAGAAUCAACGCCGUAUUAUACACUCGUGCAUGACUAGUAUACCUAAUGCCGAUGCGGCUCUCAAAUUUUUGCAUUUUGAAUCUGCAAAGUUCCUCAAUGAGGUUGCCAGUGCUGGACCAAACGGGCUGUCAAAUUCAAAAUUCUUGGAAAGCCUCUCAAGGUAUACCUAUAGUACCUUUACUUCUCAGACAUUUGGAAUGGAGAUCACAGAUACGAAUAGCCCAGUAAUCGGGUACAUUCACGAAACCGGACUGGCGCAGAUUCUCGGCACACUUCCCGGCUCAUACGUCGUUGAUGUGCUACCCUUCCUGGAUAUGAUGCCCAUGUUUUUGAAGCCAUGGGAGCAACGUUCACGAGAACGGUUUAGAAGGGACUUGGCAUGGUGCAUGGAACGCCUGGAUCGGGUCAAAAACCCCAAGUCCACCGACCCAGAGAUCCCCAAAGAGGCAUUCCUUCGCACUCUUCUUCAGGAGUCGAAGAAAUAUGGGGUAGAGCCCGAGGAAGCAGCAUACUUGUCACUUAUGCUAGUCUUAGCGGCAGCAGACACGGUUUGA